AUGUCUUCUUCCAAGCCAUCUGCCACUCGGCCGGCCAAGGACAACAUGCUCGACUUCAGCGCCGGUGAAGCUGAGACUUUCCUAAAGACUUGCACAGCUCGAGUCUAUGCGAGCCAGCCUCGCGAAAUCACCAAGAACUAUCUGGAUUUGGCCGCGCUUUUCGGCGAAGAAGAUUGGGCAGCUGUCUCUGCUUCUAUCCGUAACCGCACACCAGAGCACAUGAGGAUAUUUUACCGCAACAACCGCGACGACAUUAUAGAUCACCUCAUCGAGAAGCUUAGCAACAUGCCACCGACACCACCGGGCAGUGGAGCCAAUUCGCCGAAGGGACCGAAGAGAGGUCGCGAGUCUGACGACGACGAGUCUUCAAACACUGCACCGAACAAGCGACAGACCACCGAGUCAAAUUCACCAAAAGCUCGGCGUACCAAUAGCUCCACGUCGCUGCCCUCAUCAGUUAGUGCUUCUGUGAGCAGCGAAGCGACUGAGCCACGUGAACAGUCCACGUCUGCUUCGAGCUCACCUGACAACAACCUUAAAAUCAGCAACUCGACAAUUCAAAAGGCAGCCGUGGACAGCGCGCAGCAGACAUACUUUGGCGGGAAUAAAGACCAGGAUGAAACCGAAGCUCAAGCAGAGGGUGAUAAUGGGACAGUCUCUCAACUCGAGGCAACGCUUAAGUUCGUCAAAGAACAGCUCGUUCGUACGAAGAAGCGGCAUGCUGAUGAGAUUGCUGCCCUGAAGCAGGAGCAUAAGCUGGAGCUUGACACCAAGACGGCUGAAUUCAAGCACAAGGAAUACCAGUUAUUGGGGCUUGAAGAUCGAAUUAGGAAGCUCGAGGACGAUGAAGAUGAUGUCAAGAAGAACGCUCAAAGAGAAGCAGCCUAUGCUCGAGAAGAAGCCACAAACAAGAUGAUGGAAGCUGACGAGAAAGUCAAAGCUAUCAACGAAAAAGCCAAGAAGCUGGUCUCGCAAGCCAAGAAAGACGCCGAGAAUGAUGUGGGUCGUGUGCAAAAGCAGCUCGACUACAGCAACAAGCAUGCUGAGGAUCAAUUCAAAGAUCUAAAAGAUGAAUGGCACAAGAAUCAGGAUCUGGAGAAGGCCCUGGAAGAAGAAAAGAAGUCAUUUGCCGCCCUUCGAUCUCACCUCAACAAGCUCCAAGAGCGCGCUGGUCUUGAGCGAGAUGGUCGACCGAAGGAGAAUCAGCGCCUCGCGUUCUACGGACUAACGCCGACCAAGCCCUACCAGGCUCCUCUAUACACACAACACGCGGUCAACCAUGCAUGCGAGCGCUACUUCAUGCAGAUGUCCCGAGACUACUUCAAAGCAGACGAGGGCAACUGGUCGAAGUUUGUCGACAAAGUCCAGGGCCUCUACAAGCGCCAUGGCUUCCCUGUUCCAAUCUAUUAUGGAGGCGGAGAGGAGAAGAAAUCGUAG
This is a messenger RNA of Pseudocercospora fijiensis CIRAD86, 1437 nucleotides long. RefSeq lists its product as uncharacterized. The record is from RefSeq and is a predicted model, not a curated record. The coding region runs from base 1 to 1437 and encodes 478 amino acids. NCBI's taxonomy places the organism in Eukaryota, Fungi, Ascomycota, Dothideomycetes, Mycosphaerellales, Mycosphaerellaceae. The transcript has a single exon.